Molecule: messenger RNA, 204 nt
Organism: Peronospora matthiolae
Lineage: Eukaryota; Oomycota; Peronosporomycetes; Peronosporales; Peronosporaceae
Source: the annotation of a GenBank genome assembly
AUGGAUGUAAAGAAGCAGUACCAACAAGAGGACGACACCAUGAAGCAGCUGGAGCUGCCGCUCAUCUUGAAGCUGCUGAAUCUCCUGCGUCCAUCAGCCGCGUUUCCUCAAGUCGUUGCCACUGCCGUCACCCCAAUCGACCAUCACCUCGAGACCGUCGAACACCUACCUAGGGCGCUGCAACAACCCGCAACAAUCUUGUAA